AUGAACGCUAUAAUGGAUAUAGAAGAUUGCGAUAUCAAGAUAAACUUCGAUGGCACCCGCACUUCUUUGAUGGAAGCUGCUAGUGCAGAACACGUGGAUAUCGUAUCACGCUUGAUUACUCACAGGGCCGACGUUAAUACUCGAUCUGCAUCAUGUAACACAGCUUACAUAUAUGGAUGCGCCGGUGGACACGAAGAAAUUGUACGUGUCUUAUUAGAGUCAGGUGCUGAUGUUGAAGAUCACAAUGAAGACGGUAAUACUCCUUUAAUGGAAGCAGCAAGCGCCGGGCAUGUCGAAGAAGUUGUACGUAUUUUAUUAGAUUAG
Molecule: messenger RNA, 324 nt
Organism: Trachymyrmex septentrionalis
Lineage: Eukaryota; Metazoa; Arthropoda; Insecta; Hymenoptera; Formicidae
Product: ankyrin repeat domain-containing protein 17-like
Exons: 2
Coding region: 1-324 (107 amino acids)
Biological process (GO): innate immune response
Cellular component (GO): cytoplasm
Molecular function (GO): protein binding
Source: RefSeq, a predicted model, not a curated record